Parasteatoda tepidariorum (common house spider) is the source of this 2868-nucleotide messenger RNA. The record is from RefSeq and is a predicted model, not a curated record. NCBI's taxonomy places the organism in Eukaryota, Metazoa, Arthropoda, Arachnida, Araneae, Theridiidae.
AUGGCUGAGGAUGGUUUUCCUGGAAGAGAGUUUCGCGGUUACAUCAAAGCUGAAGAGCCUCUUAAGAUAAAACAGUCUAGUUUUGAUCUUACUGUUCCCAAAGAAGAAGAAGAUACCAUUUCGGAUGAAGAAUCUUCAACACUUGAUCGGAAAGAUUUGAGAGAGAUUAAACGGACAUAUGACGAUCCCAAUAAACGCCAAGCAAGUGAAGUACAACCACUAAGACCACAUGACAGUGAGCUAGAAAGUUCCGAGUCAAGUGAGCAAGAGAGUUCAGAGAGCUCAUCAACAGAAACCAAAGAGAGUGAGAAAGCAAAACAACAGAUAGAUUCCUUGUUAGAAGAAAGCAGCUCUUCAAUACAGAUUCCCGAAGAGCUUAUAAGAGAAAGAUUAAAAUCUAAAAGUCAUAGAGUCGAUGGAUACAGAAGAAGAGAGAAAGGUAUUUUAAAAUGGUUUUUCAGAUGUAGUCCGUGCAUUUCCAAACUUCUAUUCAGCAAGAGAACAGAAUACAGAGCCAUUAAGGGGAUGUUCGGAUUUCCAAUAGGCUUAAUCUUCGGAUAUAUUUUACAAAAAAUAAUUAUAGAAAGACUUCGCCUGAAUCCUUUUUCAACUCGCAUUUCGGGAAUGAUUUUGAUGCUGUGGAUGGGAAUAGGCUAUGCCAUUUCAACUCAAGUCAGGUGCAUCUGCUUCCUAACCAUUCCAUCCCUCUGUGGUAAAACUGGUAGAGCAUACAUCAACACUUUUAUAUUAACCAUGAUUAUUACAGGCCCUCUAGAAAAUAUUAUUAGCAAUGCAAAGGAAUCGACCCGUGUCAUAAGUUGCAUAGCAUCAUUAAAUUACAACCAUACAGUGAAACGCUUUAAGCUCAUGUUUAAACCGGUGAAAGAAAUAGUCUGGGAUCUCGUGGGUGCAGGAGAUAAAUUAAAAGAUGGUACGAAAGGAUUCGAAGGAGCUUACAAAGAAAUUGAAGAAGAGAAUUUUUGGAUUUUCACGAAAGGCGUUAAAGCAUGCUAUAAAAGCUUUGGUGCAGCCUAUGAUCGUUGUCAUAGUUACUUACCAGUCAUAGGAUAUCUCUUGUGUUGGCCCAUGAAGCUCACUUUCAUUUGUGAUAUUGCUGGAGCAUUUAUGGGAAAGCGAGCUUGUGAUUCAAAAGAUGCCUUGAGUCCCGGUUUCGGAGAAAGCAUGGACACAGCGGAUGAAGUUCAGAAAGAAUUUGACAAGGAAUUCGGUGUUCAAGUACAUUACAAAUUAGAUAUCCCGCCGGAAAAAGUGGAUCAAAUUACACCUCAAGAUAUUGGACAUUCUCUGAAAUAUCAGUUCGAAAAGAAGAAACGAACGUUAGAAUUUUUUCUUAAUCUCGCAACCAGAAUUCUCACCUUUACAUUUAUCUUCGUUUUCCAGACCUCUCGUAAAUACUGCGAUCAAUACUUAAGGAACAUAGAGUUCGACAAUAGGUACAUAACUUCAUAUUUUCGUCAUAUUGAUGAAAGAAGAAAAGCACAGGAUAAAGUGACACUGCUGCCUCUUAAAAAAGGUGAAAAGAUAGAGUUGGUGGAGCCAUUUAGAGUCAGGAUCUCAAAGGAUGAGAAAGCCAAACUACUUAUGAAUUCAAUUUUGUUGGUUGGAGAGUUAUUGACUGCUUCGAUUAUUUUGACAUUUGACUGGAUAUUCUGCGAAUUUCUAAUGCUUAUACAAAGACAUUCCCAGAUUACAUAUUAUCAGACUGGCGUCCACCACAUAAAGAUGACUGUCUUUGGCGAUGGAUUUGUGGGAACAAUGGUGCGAAGUGUUUUGAAAGGAUUCGAUAAGAAACAUAAGAUUGAUGAAUUUACAACAACGGCAGAAUGUUUACCUCGAGCCUCGAAAUUGCAUUCCAACUCUAUCAUUAUUUUAUAUUCAACCUUUCUUCUCAUUUUCGCUCUGAUGUUCAUAGAGACUUAUGCGUUGAGACUGCGCCGAGCAAUCUGCAGGUUCUUCUUUCCCAAAAGAGAGAAAAAACGUAUACUUUUUUUGUACAAUGACUGGUUAAAGAAGAGGAACGCCUACAUGCGAUUCAUGCGCCAUCGAGUUAGGAAAAGAGCACGAGAUCAGGCAUUAGCGCUCGACAGUGGGGUGUUUCUCUCUUUACGACUUUUGUAUCCAAGAUAUUUCGGUUGGUUGGGAAAAUUAGGCUUUGGUAAAAAGAAAUGUUUGGUAUGCGAAGAAGUGGAAUCAAGAAAGAGACCCUUCAUUGUAUGUUCUAAAGAAUGUCCCUUCUGUUAUUGUCCGGAAUGUUGGAAGGACAUGCAGGGUAAAUGUUAUGUUUGUCUUCCGGAUGAUGAUGAAGAUUCUCCUCUGAGCGAUGAAGAUUUUGAUGAUGAAGAUGCAUAAUUAUAACUGAAUGUUUUUAAAAUAUUUGUGAUUUUUAACUGUUGUUUUCGUCAAAAACUUUUGGAGUUCAGAUCCAGGAAAUAAGUGAUUAAAAUUUAGUUCAUUUUUAAUUUAUUAUACUUGUGUUAUUAUUUCUGCCAUAAAUCUUAUCAAGUAAUAUUAUUAAGAAAACUGAAUAAAAAUUGAUUGAUUGAUUGUAGUUAUAUAAAAUCUGCUGUAAAAUUUUCUGAAGAAUACUUAGCAACCACUAAUUGAUUGAUUGUAAAUAUUUGAACUUAAUUGAUUGUAUUAAUUUGUAAUUGAAAUAUACAAAAGGGUAAUUUAUAUGUCAAAAAAAUCAAGCCGUAAUUUGAAAUAUAUUGAUAAAUACUGAUUGACAAUUCAUAUCAAACAUUAUUUUGACACCAUGUACUUUUUGACACUUAACUAAUACAUAGAAUCGUUGCCUUUACAUGCAUUUAGAUCUUUUCUUAAUACAAUUUCAUUAUACAAAGAUAU